Molecule: messenger RNA, 4197 nt
Organism: Thalassophryne amazonica
Lineage: Eukaryota; Metazoa; Chordata; Actinopteri; Batrachoidiformes; Batrachoididae
Product: axin-2-like
Exons: 11
Coding region: 327-2696 (789 amino acids)
Biological process (GO): negative regulation of canonical Wnt signaling pathway
Source: RefSeq, a predicted model, not a curated record
UGCUCUGGGGUCAGUUGUUGAACGGGACAGGCAGCGUUUAAACUCCUGCGGUCGUUUUGCUCCGACUCACGUAUGUGGCACGGCGCGGUCCGGAGUCGCGUUUUUUGCUUCUGGAUUAACACUCGGAGAGUUUGGGAUUGUACGCAGCUCUGCUGGAAAUGGGGGAAUAGUUGGAACUUUUUCACGGUUUAUGCACUCUCUUCGGAUCUGCUCUGCCAUGAGUGAAGAGGAGCUGAGAAGCUCCCCCGCUGCUUUUAGAGAGUGAGGAGGAUUAAGGCUGGAGCUCAGUGGAGGCACGACGGCACUCUCAUUCGGGAGCCGGAGCCAUGAGCAGGGCGCUUACGGAGCACAUCAGCACUAGCUUCCGAGAAGAUGCUCCUCGUCCUCCGGUACCGGGGGAGGAAGGAGAGGCGGCAUGCUACAACCCCAGCAGGUGUGCCAAAAUGAGACCUCAGAGCAAGGUUAAAGACAGCCCUGCUCCUCCCGGAUCCACGCCGAGGAGGAACGAGGAUGGACUCGGAGAGCCGGAGGGCAGCGCGUCCCCAGACUCGCCUCUCGUCCGGUGGACAAAGUCUCUGCAUUUUCUCCUGGGCGACCAAGACGGUGCUCAUCUCUUCAGGACCUUUUUGGAGCGGGAGAACUGCGUGGACACUUUGGACUUUUGGUUCGCCUGUAACGGCUUCAGGCAAAUGGACUUAAAGGAUACCAAAACCCUGCGAGUUGCCAAAGUUAUUUUCAAGCGCUACAUCGAGAACAACAGCAUCGUGGCCAAGCAGCUGAAACCCGCCACCAAGACCUUCAUAAGGGAUAGUAUUAAGAGACAACAAAUUGACUCUGCCAUGUUUGACCAGGCGCAGACAGAAAUCCAGUCCAACAUGGAAGAGAACGCCUACCAGAUGUUUUUGACCUCUGACAUAUACCUCGAAUACGUGCGCACCGGCUGCGAGAACGCGGCUUACCUAAACCACAGCGGGCUGGGCAGCCUGAAGCUGAUGUGCGGAUACCUUCCACCUCUCAUGGAGGAGGAGGAGUGGAGUUGUGCUGACUUGAAGGGGAAAACGUUAGGCUCUGUGGUUGGACUGUCAGCCAAAACCCUGAGGGCUACUGUUACCAUCCGGACAGCAGCUGAGAUGCUGGAGAGUGGUUGCAGGUCUCACCGGAGAGGAGAACCUGCCAGUCCCUACUUUGUCAACUCCGGCUACAUCUUCGCCCCUGCCACCAGUGCCAAUGACAGCGAGAUCUCUAGCGACGCCACGACGGACGACUCCAUGUCCAUGACGGACAGCAGCGUAGAUGGCAUCCCUCCAUACAAGCUGGGAACCAAGAAGCAGCUUCAGCGAGAAAUCCAUCGCAGUGUUAAGAUCAAUGGCCAGGUUUCACUACCCCACUUUCCUAGGACACACCGGCUCCCGAAGGAGAUGACCCCUGUUGAACCCUCGGCCUUUGCAGCUCAGCUCAUUGCCCGACUGGAGAAACUGAAGCGAGAGCAGGACACCAUGAGUUCACUGGAGGAGCGACUGCAGCAGAUCCAGGAGGAGGAGGAGAGGGAGGACAGUGGUGAUGUCUCCAGUGCCACCUCACUCCAGCACCCUCUGCUACCGUCUGGCAGCCAGUGCGAGGAGGACCCCCAGGCUAUACUAGAUGAGCACUUGUCUCGUGUCCUCAAGACGCCCGGAUGCCAGUCACCAGGCAUGAUUCGACACUCGCCGCGCUCGCGAUCUCCCGAUCGGACGGGUGCUCUGGUGACCUCUGGCCACGGGCCUUUCUUCAGCACCUGCGCCGGAGCUGCCAAGGUUUUGAUGACAGGCAGGCAGUCCACAAAGCACAUCCACCACCACUACAUCCACCAUCACCACGCUGGGCUCAAGACCAAGGAGCAGAUCGAGGCCGAGGCAGCUCAGCGUGUGCAGUGCCUGUGCCCUCAAGGAGGCGCCAAUUACUCAGAUUUCACCCCUGCUCGCUGUAGCACUUUGUCCAAACGGCCAGUCAAGGCCAUCGAUGAGGGCAUGUCUUCACCACGCCUUCCCCUAGAUGCCACCGACCGCUCACAGAAUGUUUGGCAGUGGAUCCUAGAGAGCGAGAGACAGGGCAAGCACAAGCCACACGGCACUCAAGGCCCAAAGAAGUCCAACCAGCUAGACUCCAAGACCCUGACAAGUCGAACUCACUCCACUUGGGGGGGAGGAGGCAUCGGGAGUGGGGUUCACCUCCGUGGUCACCAUCCAGGCCACCCGUUCAUCCAGGACCCAGCCAUGCCACCUCUACCCCCACCCAACACCUUGGCACAGUUGGAGGAAGCUUGUCGCAGACUAGAAGAAGUGUCCAGGCCCCCAAAACAGAGGCAUUCAGCCGAAGCCAGCAGUCUUCAGAGAGACAGAAGCCAUCCAGCAGCUGCCUUCCCCAUCGGAAGCCCUCUAACCAGCCCGGGACUCCAAACAGACGAGUCCAAAGAGCUCAUGGUCACUUACUUCUUCUGUGGUGAAGAGAUUCCUUACCGCAGCAUGAUGAAGACCCACUGCCUCACUCUGGGACACUUCAAGGAACAGCUCAGCAAGAAAGGCAACUACAGGUACUACUUCAAGAAGGCCAGCGACGAGUUUGAGUGCGGCGCCGUGUUUGAGGAGGUGUGGGAGGACGCCUCCGUGCUGCCCAUGUACGAGGGCAAGAUCCUGGGCAAGGUGGAGCGCAUGGACUGAAGCUAUUUUGUCACUAAGCAACCACUCCCCCUCCCCACCCAACCAAAAGCUAACCUGAACGAAAGACUCUGUAAUUUACAAAAAAAAAAAACACUCUGGACUGUUUUGUUUUUAAUUAUUAUUUCUUCUAUUAAGCUAAACAGAGUUAAUAUAUCCAGCACAAGAGGAUUGAAGGAAGACGAGCCAAUGAAGUAUGCCGCACCAGAGGAGGCGCUGCGUUGCGCCACGCCCCCCACCCCCUCCUCGAAUUUCUCAACCAAUCAGCCUUAGAAACACAAGGGACACAAGAAGAUGAUUGGAAGGCAGCGGCGGGGAAGACUCUGCCUCUUUCUUGAAUAUAACCACUGAAAAUGUAGAGGACUGUUGCGCAUUCUGGAAGACGCAGCACCACCAACCUGCUCUUAAGACGCCAGCGUCGUUACGUGUGCAUAUACAUACGUCCAUAUAUGUAUAUAUACAGAGAAUUUUGAUUUUGUCAGGAUUUGAAAGGUUUUAAGUAUUUAUUGAAAAAGAAAACAAACCCAACCCACCUGUUUCCACCUCGACCAAUCACGUGUGAACCUGUGCUCCUCCCCCUCCCCUCCCCGUUUCCAGCCAAUGCACAAGCUGCUUUAAAUGUUGGGAGAAAAUUGUGGUGACGUGAUUUAGUUUGUUCCACUCGUCUCGUAUCCCCGUCUGAUCCAAACUAACAACGUUAGCGGCGGUCAUUUGUGUGGCGCCCUCCCUUCACCAUGACAACAGUCCAUCCCAGUCUUAUAUGCUGCUGAAAGUUCGUAAAGUUUGUCACACUCGUGUUGUUUCGUUUCCACUUGUCUCUCAGUCCGGCGACAGAGCUCAGUCAUUUUUUGUUGUUGUUGUGCCUUUGUUGGUAAACCAGGCGUUCGGGGGGGCGGCUGCAGAAUCGACCUGGAGCACAAGUCGUACCAUCUAUUAAUGGUGGCGUUUUGAGCCUUGCACACUAAAAUAAUGAGCAAGAACCAGUUUGGGCCACUGAGAACAACUUCUGCAGGAAGUCUGCAAGUGCAUAAAAAAAAAAAAAAAAUCAAACUAAUAAGAGUAACAACACUAUUGGAGAAGCAACCACAGCUCGGACAUCCUGUGAAUGUUGUGACGGUUUCUAGCAGAGCUCCUGUAUACUUUGUAAUUAUGCAUUGUGAAGUAUGGAUACUGACACACACACUAUCGCUGGUGUUUUUCUGAGUACAGCACCUGUGCCUACAUGGAUACCAUACCAUGUGCUACCCUGUUUCAGGGUUUUAAUAUAUAUCCCUCGGUUUUCACAAGGGUUUUAUGUUGAAAAGAUAUUUUUAUGCUUUUAAUAAUAUCUUGUAAUCAUGGUUUUUGUUUUUACACCACAGCCUUUUUGUGUGUUUUCAUUCUAUCUAUACUGUAAAUUAUACAUUAUAUAAAGAGUUUCAUUUAAAGAUUUACAUGGACCUAUAAUUAUUGUAAUUAUUGAGAGAUGUAGCCUUUAUUAAAGUUUUAUAUUUUUCAAAUGAAA